UGAAGGUACAGCUGAUGGUUGUGGUGUAUCUCUUGAAUAUUUUCUCUCUGAACUAUCUGAUGAUGAUCUUUCCUCUGGUUCUUGGUCUAGUUCUGCCAAUGCUGCUGUUGCGUUUGCUGUUGCAACCGCAGGUUCUAGCAACCCAAGGGAUCUACCACAGGGACGAGAUGAUUCCUUCCGAGCCGCAGCGCGACGGAAGAUGUCAAUUACCAGCAGUGCUGCCACCAUGCGGGUACUUUCUGUACUUCGCCACUGGGUCACUAAGCAUGCACAGGAUUUCGAAGGAAACCUUCAGUUGAAGAAUUUAACGAUAGAAUUCUUGGAGGAUAUUGUGUGUACUCCUACUCUACUCCCUGCAGAACAUAAGAGGCCGAGCAAGGAUAAUAUAAGCUCUCUGAGUGCUCUGGAGAUAGCGGAGCAGAUGACCUAUUUUGACCAGAAGAUACUCUUUGCUAUCGGAAGCGAAGAGUUCCUCGGUCAGGCCUGGAUGAAGAAAAACAAGGAGGAAAAAGCCCCAAAUAUUUGUUUAAUGACGGAAAGAUUUAAUGAUAUGUGUCGUCUCAUCGUUUCAGAAAUCAUCAGUAGUCCAUGCUUAACUAGUAGGGUGGACCGAAUAGAGAAAUGGACCGCUGUGGCUGAUAUAUGUAGAUGUUUACAUAAUUUUAAUGGAGUACUACAGGUUUGCGCUGCCUUCACUAACGCCUCUGUAUUUCGUUUAAAGAAAACUUGGGAAAGAUUAUCUAAAACGACGAAGGGAACAAUAGAUAAACUGCAGAAUAUGGUUUCUAGUGAUGGGAGACAUAGAAAUCUGAGAGACGCUCUUCAUAGAUGUGACCCACCCUGUAUCCCAUACCUGGGUAUCUAUCUAUCAGAUCUUACAUUUAUUGAUGAAGGAACACCAAACUUUACUGAAAACGGUCUUCUUAACUUUGCUAAGAUGAGAAUGAUUGCUCAUGUUAUUCGCGAAGUAAGAAACUUCCAACAAACUCCAUACAAGAUAGAUCCUAUACCUAAAGCUGCAGGAUACCUUUUAGACGCUUCUCUUAGGUUUGGAGAUGAUGAGCUGUAUCAGAGAUCACUUCAGAUAGAACCCAGAGUCACUACAAGACUUUCCGUUAGUUAUACAUCAACCUCACCCUUAGUCAACCCUUCAUCAUCUCAUCAACCUCGGCUUUAAUCCACAUUGAACAUCAACCUACUCUCUAAUCCACCAGAUUAAACAUCAACCUAGUCUGUAAUCCACAAGAUUAUACAUUAAACUAGUCUGUAAUCCACAAGAUUAUACAUCAACCUCAUCUGUAAUCCACCAGAUUAUACAUCAACCUCAUCUCUAAUCCACCAGAUUAUACAUUAAACUAGUCUGUAAUCCACCAGAUUAUACAUCAAACUCAUCUCUAAUCCACCAAUUUAUACAUCAGCCUAGUCUAUACUCCACCAGAUUAUACAUCAACCUAUUCUAUAAUCCACCAGUUUAUACAUCAGCCUAGUCUAUAAUCCACCAGAUUAUACAUUAAACUCGUCUAUAAUCCACCAGAUUAGUCUUAGCCUCUGAAAAAUCAACCUUAACCUCUGGUCUACCAAAUUAACCACGGCCAAUAAUCUACCAAAAGAAUAUUUCUUUAAAUACCUUCUUCUCUAUUCUGGCUCUAACCUGUAUAUACUGUACAUGCUGUACAUAAAUAAAUAUAGUGUACUGUACUGAACUGACAGUACUGUACAUGUACCACUAGUCCUGGUACCUGUGUAAGGUUUAAAUAUUACAUCUAGUCAAACCAAAAGUCUUUUGAUAUGUUACUUUUUCACAUUUAAUCUGGGUACUAGUAUUAAACUUACAAAUUAAAGAUGAAACUGCUUCUCAUUUUCUUUUACAAUUAAAAAAUAAUUGAAAAUGCAUUUUAAGUUAAAAUAUCAAGUAUUUUUAAGAAAUUUUUCG
This is a messenger RNA of Eurytemora carolleeae, 1933 nucleotides long. RefSeq names its product ras-specific guanine nucleotide-releasing factor 2. Gene Ontology annotation, molecular function: guanyl-nucleotide exchange factor activity. The annotation marks the transcript as partial. The record is from RefSeq and is a predicted model, not a curated record. Lineage: Eukaryota; Metazoa; Arthropoda; Copepoda; Calanoida; Temoridae. Gene Ontology annotation, cellular component: plasma membrane. The transcript is spliced from 12 exons. Gene Ontology annotation, biological process: Ras protein signal transduction; positive regulation of GTPase activity.